AUGUGGCUCAUCCCCAAGGCUGAUCGCAAGAAGAUCCACGAGUACCUCUUCAAGGAGGGUGUACUCGUGGCCAAGAAGGACUACAACCUUCCUAAGCACGGAGACAUUGACACCAAGAACCUCUUCGUCAUCAAGGCUCUCCAGUCCCUGACUUCCCGCGGCUACGUCAAGACCCAGUUCUCCUGGCAAUACUACUACUACACCUUGACCCCCGAAGGACUCGACUACCUCCGCGAAUGGCUGCACUUGCCCGCCGAGAUCGUACCAGCCACCCACAUCAAGCAACAACGCUCGCACGCUCCUCCUCGUGGCAUGAUGGGUGGUGAGGAACGUGGUGAGCGCCGUGGUGGAGGCCGCGGUGGUCCCCGACGUGACGGUGAGGGCGGUUAUCGUCGUCGUGAUGCUGGUGAGGGCAAGGAAGGCGGUGCUCCUGGCGACUACACUCCUCAGUUCCGUGGUGGUUUCGGCCGUGGUCGUGGUGCUCCCCCUGCUGCCAGUUAG
This is a messenger RNA of Exophiala bonariae, 501 nucleotides long. RefSeq lists its product as uncharacterized. The record is from RefSeq and is a predicted model, not a curated record. The transcript is spliced from 3 exons. Gene Ontology annotation, cellular component: cytosolic small ribosomal subunit. The coding region runs from base 1 to 501 and encodes 166 amino acids. NCBI's taxonomy places the organism in Eukaryota, Fungi, Ascomycota, Eurotiomycetes, Chaetothyriales, Herpotrichiellaceae. Gene Ontology annotation, molecular function: RNA binding; structural constituent of ribosome.